This is a messenger RNA of Syzygium oleosum, 1572 nucleotides long. RefSeq lists its product as uncharacterized. The record is from RefSeq and is a predicted model, not a curated record. The transcript has a single exon. Lineage: Eukaryota; Viridiplantae; Streptophyta; Magnoliopsida; Myrtales; Myrtaceae. The coding region runs from base 315 to 935 and encodes 206 amino acids.
CCCCUAGCAUCCCUCCCCAUCACACCUCGCCAAGUCCCUCCUCCUCCUCCAUUUCUGCUCUGCACAGAGCAUCAAAACAACCCAACCUUCCUUCCUUCCUUCCCACCCUCCUCCUCUUCCUCUGCUCCUUCCCCCUUACGAGGAAGAAGGUGGGUCCGAGAGAUUGCUAGCGGUAGCCUCGUUAAGAAAAACAUUCGAUACCCACCAACGGCGGCGAACGAAGGAAGCGGAAGAUAUUAACUUUGACGGCGAUUAACUUGACUUUCCCUCGAUUCGGUGUCUUGGGUCUCUCCGCCAGAUCUGGAGUUGAAGCCAUGGCGACGGAGGUGUUGCGGCCUCGGGACUGCCUGAUCCAGAGGAUCCGGGUAUCGCCGGCGUCCUUCCCUCGCCGGAAGGCCUGCAACUAUGGGAACUCGUAUUCUAACCCCAGCAGAUCUAGCGCUAGGCCUAACCGGAAGCAGAUCCAUCAGCAGCAGCAGCCGGCGGCGAAGCCGGAGGUCCAGCGGAAGCGGUUGGUGCCCGCGCAGCCGGAGCCGUCGACCUCCUUCUCGAGGUCCAGCUCCGACGACCUGAGGCAGGGGAGGUCGUCCUCCGGCCUCGUGAUGGAGAAGGUCACGAUCCUCCGGCGGGGCGAGUCGCUGGACUCGAAGAUCAAGAGCCAGGUCUCGGAGGCGGCGGCGUCGUCGAGCGGCCUGGUCGUCUGCGACGGGACGCAGCGGCUGGGCCCCGACCCGGCGAUGGUCCCUAAGCAGGUCCGGAUGGUGGAUCUCAGGUCUCCGGCGGCGGCGAGGAGGUGCGACGUGUACGCCGGGUCGGCGUUCGCGGUGUCGCCGGAGCCGAGCUCCCUCCCCCUCCCGUCGUUCUCGAAGAAGAAGCACGUCUCCUUCGACGACUCGGCGACCAGGGAUCUCCGGAGGCUGCUGCGUCUCGACUGAGGAAAGGGUCUCGGACGGCGAAGAAGACCCGGUUCGCUAGAUCCGGGCGCGUGCCCGGAUCCGACUCUCUCUCUCCCUCUAUCUCCUUCUACGUAGGUUCCAUGUCUCGUCGCCGGAGCAUUUUCUCGCGAUAUUUUGGAGGUCAGAUCGCAGCCGCGAGUUUUUGAGAAGCGGGUGGGAUGGAUAGAUCUCGAUAUCGGAGAAAUUGACCGGGGGCGAUUCAGUAAAUUUGCAAUCUUUCUUCUUCUUCCUCUUCUUCUGCUCUGUGAUGUGAGAUCUUGUUAGAUCUGCAUCUGUAUCAUCACAUCUGUCUUGUGGGUGGGUCUUGUUGGGUAAUCUUUAUGUAAUUUGGGGUUGAUGGGUAUGUUCUUAGGGUGUUGUAACUUGUAAUGGAAGUGGGAAAAAAAUUAAAAUAAGGCAAAAAAAAAAAGAUGGGGAUUGAGUUUGAGUUGUAAUUUGUUGGGGGAAACAGGUUGUUGGGUUAGGGGAGGGGAGGGUGUUUAAGGUUUUAAUUUGGUGAUUAGUGAUCUCAAGUGUCUGUGCUGUCUUGUGAAAGAGAAAGAGGCCUGUAUGUAUGUAUGGUCCCUUUGCUAUGCUAUGUAAUUAAGGAAGGUAACUUUAGGGAUUUGUUGGCCAA